Messenger RNA from Rhododendron vialii, 1500 nucleotides. Its product is annotated as glycolate oxidase 1-like. The coding region runs from base 176 to 1282 and encodes 368 amino acids. Gene Ontology annotation, cellular component: peroxisome. The record is from RefSeq and is a predicted model, not a curated record. NCBI's taxonomy places the organism in Eukaryota, Viridiplantae, Streptophyta, Magnoliopsida, Ericales, Ericaceae. Gene Ontology annotation, molecular function: FMN binding; oxidoreductase activity. The transcript is spliced from 12 exons.
CACCUCGGAACUUCUUCGUUCUUUCAUCUAUAUAUAUAUAGAUACAGUUAUCGACACACCUUCUCUGGGAGGUACUCCGUAUUUCAAGAUUCAUUGUCAUCUUUCCACGAGAUACUUAAGUUCCGCAAAGGAGGCCAAGGACUUCGUUGUAUAGCAUAAAUUGUGCACUGGAAAGAUGGAUCAGAUAACCAAUGUUAUGGAGUAUCAAGCCAUUGCAAAGGAGAAGCUGCCAAAGAUGGUUUAUGACUAUUAUGCAUCUGGUGCAGAGGACCAAUGGACUCUCCAAGAGAACCGCAAUGCAUUCUCAAAGAUUUUGUUUCGACCUCGUAUUCUCAUUGAUGUUAGCAAGAUAGACAUUACCACAACUUUCCUGGGCUUCAACAUUUCAAUGCCCAUCAUGAUUGCUCCAACAGCUAUGCAGAAAAUGGCCCAUCCCGAAGGAGAGUAUGCCACUGCAAGAGCAGCAUCUGCUGCUGACACAAUUAUGACUCUGUCCUCAUGGGCUACUUCUAGUGUUGAAGAGGUUGCCUCUACAGGACCUGGCAUUCGCUUUUUCCAGCUAUAUGUGCUCAAAGACAGGAAUGUGGUUGCCCAGCUUGUUAGAAGAGCUGAAAGGGCAGGUUUCAAGGCGAUUGCACUAACUGUGGAUACCCCGAGGCUCGGCCGUAGAGAAGCUGAUAUUAAGAAUAGAUUUACUUUGCCACCACAUUUGACACUGAAGAAUUUUGAGGGAUUGGAUCUCGGGAAUAUAGAUAAGACAGAUGAUUCCGGAUUGGCUUCAUAUGUUUCCAGCCAAAUGGACCAGUCUCUUAACUGGAAGGAUGUGGAGUGGCUUCAAACAAUCACCCAUUUACCUAUCCUAGUGAAGGGUGUCUUGACCGCAGAGGAUGCAAGGCUAUCAGUGCAAGCUGGAGCAGCAGGAAUCAUUGUUUCAAAUCAUGGAGCUCGCCAACUUGAUUAUGUCCCUGCAACGAUUAUGGCUUUGGAGGAGGUUGUUAAAGCUGCACAAGGCCGAGUUCCCGUUUUCCUAGAUGGUGGGGUUCGGCGUGGUACAGAUGUCUUCAAAGCAUUGGCUCUUGGAGCGUCAGGAAUAUUUAUUGGGAGACCGGUGCUGUUUGCCUUGGCAGCUCAUGGCGAGGCCGGUGUGCGAAAAGUGCUUCAAAUGCUUCGCGAUGAGUUUGAGCUAACUAUGGCGUUAAGUGGUUGCCGUUCGCUCAAGGACAUUACUCGUGAUCACAUAGUGACCCCGUGGGAUGCUCCUCGUGUUGUGCCAAAAUUGUAAGAUAAGCAGCACUGAUCUGAAGCAAGGUUUGCGAAAUGGUCCUCUCAGAACUGAAUGAUAUGAAUGAGCGGUGGUUGAUGCUGCCGUUUAUGUAUGUACUCUUUCUGAACCAUAAACAGUUGUGUUGCGUAAUAAAUGUCGAUUUGAAACAUUUUGUAGGAUACACGGCUCUUAUUACUACAUGGCAAUAAUAAAAGGGGAAUAUAUUCUGAAGCGCA